Dalotia coriaria is the source of this 1472-nucleotide messenger RNA. RefSeq lists its product as uncharacterized. The record is from RefSeq and is a predicted model, not a curated record. Bases 166 to 765 code for a protein of 199 amino acids. The transcript has 5 exons. NCBI's taxonomy places the organism in Eukaryota, Metazoa, Arthropoda, Insecta, Coleoptera, Staphylinidae.
GACAACAGUCCAAAAUUAAUCAAAAUUCUUGGAUUUUUCUUUCUUCAGGCGUUUAACACUUCGGAGGUACCAAGAAAUUUCUUCGGUCGAUUCGUGUUGGUUUUGUUGUUAAUUGUUGGUGUUUUGUAUAAUGCUUUGUUCAGUUCGGGAAUAUUAGGAAAACUGAUGUCGCCUAGCUAUGAUAAUGAGAUACGCACAAUUCGAGACUUGUCCGACUUAAAAGAACCUCUUAUCUGGCAUGAUCAAACUUCAAUGUAUCAAAAAAUGAACGCUCUUGAAGAAGACAUAUUUUCUCGUUGGACAAAUGAUACUUCUUUAGAUCCAAGAAAGGCAAUUUUCAUGCAUUUGGUUAGUGAUUCAAAACUAUCUGCACAGUUAAACAGUCGUUAUACCAAAAAUAAGAAAUAUAUUAAGCCUAUGAAUUUUGUUCUGAUGGCUAAAUAUCACAUCCUCACUGCGACCAAUACAAAAACACUUUUAUUUGUCCGUCAACUGAAUGAUUUAAUAUUCAAAUGCCUGGAUCAUGGCCUAUUAAUUAAAUGGGAAGAGGAGGCCUACAUGGCGUCCAGUUCAAUGUUUGACAUCUUGGAAUAUUUAGAUCGCAAACCAGCUCAGCAAACUCUCAUUCAAUUCAGAUUAGCUCACUUAGCCGGAGCGUUUAUUUUUUUGUUUAUUGGCUUAACUAUGGCCACAAUCACAUUUUUCAUCGAACGACAUUGGUUUAAUCGUAAAAUCAAUAAAACCAGGAAAACACUCAAUGAGUAAUAACUGUUUAUAUCAUACAAUAAUCUCGGUAAAGAUUUCACAUAUUUUUAUAUUAUGUUGUUUAUAUGCAAGUACCUAAUUCAAUUUGUAGAGUGCACUCCUGAUAAACUGUAGCAUGUUAGUUUUUAUCGCUGAAUAUUUAUGUGUUAUCAGUAUACACACCUAUAUAAAUACUGUACAAAAUUUGAAAACACAUUGUUAAUACAUAUUUGGCAACAAAAUGAAUAUCUACGCUGGUUUACUUCUUGCUUGUUUUGUGGGCCUUGCAGCGUCACAAAAUGUUCACAUUAGUUACUCGAUUAUGCCAAAAACUGAUGAAUUUCACUCAGUUAACUUCACUACAAGUACAGAUGCGACAUUUUACGAUAUUAUGAGAGUUCAAGCGUGGUUACAUCCCAAAAUAUGGAACUUUACUUCAACUGAACAUCCCAUCUACGGACAAUUUAUUACGAGCAUUGGGGGAUUGGCGAAUGAUCCUGCUGCUCUUAUGGCUUGGCAGUAUUAUAUUCUGCCUGAAUUUCCACAGCAAGAGAUUCCGGAUGAGAAGUACAGAGGAACAGUGGCUGUUGAUAGGGUUCACGUCGAAGACAACAAGCACUACUUUUUUAUUUACAUGGGUUAUACAAUUGAGCCUGAAAAUUGAUAUCAGUGUUAAGUGAAUGAACAAUUUGUUUGAUUGUUGACCAAAAUAAACUAAAUAACACUAA